AUGUCCGGACAGCUUGGAACCACAGAACGAUUGGCGACUGUGCACCUACGUGAAGAACUAUCCGACAACUUCUUGAGUGGUGUGCCGAGCCUUUUCACCGAGAACACUCCUGGCACCUGGUGCGCCAUACGCAGCCGUCCACUUAUACCACCAUGAACUUCAUACCCAUACUGAUGGCUAUGUAUGGAUUGAAUUCUCCGGAAGGUGACGACUCGGAAGUGCUGGGCCGCAGCAGCCUGCAGAGGGCAGCGUCGUACGACAACGAACUACGAUCGAACGUCGUGCUGGACGACGCAGCGUACAUGUACGGCGAGCUGAGCAAAGAAGACUUCGGCGACAUCGCGCUCUCGGUGAAGCGUACCGAGGAGACGCCUUACUUCGCUUACUCCGCAGCGGCGAGGCAACUGACCUUUCCGGGUCUGCCCGGACAGUUCGACAUGUCCGGAAACCUCAAGUACUUCGUGCCCCAGAGCCCGGACAAGGUGAAGCCCCGGUUCCUGCUGCAUUCAAACAAAGCCUCGGAUCCCAACAAGCUCCUCUUCGAGACGGGCUUGGAUUGGAGGGGAUUCGACAUGAUGGCGUCGCUGGUUGAUGCCGGCCAGAAGUUGUACGUCAUCGUGCACGGCUUCCUGAGCAGCGCCAAGACGGAGUGGAUGCAGGACAUGAAGGACGAGAUACUGGACAAGGUAUACACAAGUACUUCAUGGGCGCUUCACUGUACAGUCGAACGCUAA
Messenger RNA from Dermacentor silvarum, 734 nucleotides. RefSeq lists its product as uncharacterized. The coding region runs from base 153 to 734 and encodes 193 amino acids. The transcript is spliced from 4 exons. Lineage: Eukaryota; Metazoa; Arthropoda; Arachnida; Ixodida; Ixodidae. The record is from RefSeq and is a predicted model, not a curated record.